This is a messenger RNA of Drosophila suzukii, 750 nucleotides long. RefSeq lists its product as uncharacterized. Lineage: Eukaryota; Metazoa; Arthropoda; Insecta; Diptera; Drosophilidae. The record is from RefSeq and is a predicted model, not a curated record.
AUGAACGUUGGAUUAUCAGUGCUUUUGGUCAUAAGUUUUCUACAUGUUUUUCCAACACAAGCUUUUAAUAAUACUCAGAACUUUCAUUUUGAGGGUGAUAUUUUAGUGCGAAAGGCCCGAUGGCUGCCCUUGAUUUAUCCUAGAUCCAAUCCUACUCGAUUACAGAUGAUCGGUGGCUUUGGUAUACCUGCAGAGGAUCUUAAGCUAGAAUCUGUGAUUACGGGUUAUGUUCUCAAGGCCCAGUAUUACUUGCCCUAUUCCGUCAAGCAAUUGAGGACCAAGAAUGUGCAUGAAAUCUCUGAAGGAAGGCUUUUGGGGAAUGCCACAAUCUUCGAUAGGGUCAUGCAGAUGUCUGAACAAAAACUUGGUCUGGAUCCCGAUAUCCUUCAGCAGGAUCUCCAGGCCCUGGGCAGUUAUCGCUGGUCGGUCUACGAGGCUUUCACUGCCCUGGCCAUCCGCAUGAAGCUCAAUGGCAGAGUCUGCGUCCUGAAGAGCAUCUGCGAAAGUGCCGCUGCUCCCUUCGACGAUCGAAAUGGUUUGCUGGGCGAAGUGCUUCAUAUCCUGCUCACGCCCUCCAGUUCGGUGGAUCCCCUGUCGGAGCACUCGGACAACGAUUACCUACAGGCUGAACGACUGGGAGCAGCUGGUGGCGAUUGUGAUCAGAUGUAUCCGAGGUGUCCCAAGAGCCUGCUGGAGCACUUUAGUGAUGUUCAUCAUCUGGGCAGCGAGUUCCUCAGCAUGCUGGGUUGA